AUGACUUCCACCAGCAAAACAUUUGAAGCUGGCGGUCCCUUUGAGGUGGAGAACCAGGGCUAUGUCGUCGAUCAAGAGAAGCAUGUUUACAACGAUGGCCCUCGUCGCGCCAGCAUGGUCGGAUCUGUAAAUGCAGUCAGCGACCAGACGCAACGCAAGCUCAAGAGCAGACACAUUCAGCUCAUUGGUAUUGGUGGGACGAUUGGAACGGCGUUGUACGUUCAAAUCGGUAUCGCCGAAAUGGUUACUUUUCUCCCCAUAUCCUCGCCAUUCAUCCGAUUCGCAGGGCGCUUUGUAGAUGAUGCUUUCGGCUUUGCCGCUGGCUGGAACUUCUUCGUCUUUGAAGCUGCUCUCGUUCCUUUCGAGAUUGUGGCUUGUAACCUCAUCAUCGGAUUUUGGAGCGAUGCCGUGCCUCCUGGUGGUAUCAUUGCCAUUGUGCUUUUUCUUUAUGCUCUCAUCAACAUGAUGGCUGUCAAAUGGUAUGGAGAGACCGAGUUCUGGGCUGCUAUCGGCAAAGUCCUACUCAUCAUCGGCCUGCUCAUCUUCACCUUCAUUUCCAUGUUGGGCGGUAACCCAGAGAAAGAUCGGUACGGAUUCCGGUAUUGGAAAAAUCCCGGCUCGUUCGCGGAACUCUACUACAAGGAAGAACUCGGUCGCUUUCUCGGCUUCCUCCAGUGCUUGAUUCAAGCCUCCUUUACGAUUGCUGGACCGGACUAUGUCUCCAUGGCUGCCGGAGAGACGGAGAACCCACGCAAAGUAAUGCCGCGUGCUUACAACGCUGUGUUCUACCGUCUCACCACAUUCUUCGUACUUGGUUCGCUAGCCGUAGGUAUCAACGUACCAUACAACGACCCAGUAUUGAUUGGUGCUUUGCGAGAUGGAAAACCAGGAGCGGCAGCUUCACCCUAUGUCGUCGCCAUGAACAGGCUCCGCAUCGAAGGCCUUCCCCAUGUUGUCAAUGCCGGAGUCCUAGCCUCUGCCUUCUCCGCUGGAAACUCGUACGUCUACUGUGCAUCGCGCUCGCUCUUCGGUCUAGCCCUAGAGGGCAAAGCGCCCAAGUUUUUAACAAAGUGCACAAAGCAAGGUGUACCGUUUUACUGCGUCCUCUUUGUCCUUCUAAUCGCCCUGCUAUCGUUUCUACAGCUUAGUGCAAACUCUGCUGUAGUCUUGAAUUGGUUCGUUUCUCUAGUUACGGCAUCCCAGCUUAUCAACUUCAGUGUCAUGUGCUUUACCUUUUUGCGCUUUUACAAGGCGUGUCAGGUGCAGGGGUUGGAUCGCAAUACUCUGCCGUAUAGAGGCAUAUGCCAGCCGUACGCUGCAUACUAUGGCCUUGUGUGCACAUUCGUGAUGGCUUUUGUUGGCGGCUACACUGUAUUCUUGAAGGGCCAGUGGGAUGUGCCCUCCUUCUUGUUUUCUUACCUCAUGAUCUUCAUAUUCCCCACGCUCUUUGUUGGAUGGAAGAUCCUCAAGAAGACAAAGUGGGUUCCGUCGCAUGAGGCGGACCUGGUGUCUGAUUUGGCCGAGAUUGAGGAAUAUCACCAUAACUACGUGGAGAAGCCAGAGACGAACCCGUUCAACCGCUUGCUUGAUAAGAUGUUUGGGUAA
Molecule: messenger RNA, 1605 nt
Organism: Pyrenophora tritici-repentis Pt-1C-BFP
Lineage: Eukaryota; Fungi; Ascomycota; Dothideomycetes; Pleosporales; Pleosporaceae
Source: RefSeq, a predicted model, not a curated record